Molecule: messenger RNA, 2938 nt
Organism: Equus quagga
Lineage: Eukaryota; Metazoa; Chordata; Mammalia; Perissodactyla; Equidae
Product: tRNA (guanine-N(7)-)-methyltransferase-like
Exons: 2
Coding region: 1-675 (224 amino acids)
Source: RefSeq, a predicted model, not a curated record
AUGGGCGCGAGCUUGGGGGACGCGACGAAGGGAGCGAGCCUGCCGCCUAGGCGACCAGUCCGAGCCCGACUCGCCGGCUCAGUCAGUCAGUGCGGCGGCAGGGGCAUGCGAAGUCCCGCUCGGACCAUUUUAACUGCGGCUCCGCCGGCGGCGCGCGCACCCGCGACUCAGCUCGAAACCGCAGGAGCGCGCGGCCCGCGCGGGGAGGGGGCGGAGCCGGCGGCGGCGGCGCGCUCGGGGCGGGGGCGCGGGCGCCCGGCUGCUCACCCGGGACGGCCGCUAGGCAGGGACUGCUGGGAAGAAGUGGGCCGACGAGGACGUAGGGCUCGCGGGGAGCGGCGCACGCACCUCCCUCCGGUCGCCCAAGGUUUCUCGGAGGCCGCUAGGCCCACGCCCCCUUUGUGGGGCGGGAGGAGACGCUUCCGAGCCAGCUGUGUGACAUCCGUUUGCACAGCCGCGCUGGCGUCCGUAGGUGUAAGUUCAAGAACUGCUAUUGGCCGGGAGCCGCUCGGCUCUUCCCCUCACCCCCACCCCCAGGCUCCGAGACCCAGGUUGCCCUGUAGCCAUAAAGCCGGUUCCGGCGGAAGGCCAGCCUGGGUCCCGGCUGCCUCCGGUGGAGUAGGGGAUUCGUGGCCCUUGGAUGGGGUCGACCUGUGUUCUCACGUGAGGGGCUAACUGGUAGUGCAGCGCCGCCGUGUUUCUCCAACUUGUUUUCAUACUUGUUGCUUGUGGCCGACUACUAACUUUUCAUAACUUUAUUUCAGAAUGAAAGCAUAGAUCAAAUUACCUAUACACACCAGAAAGAUAAAGUUUCUCAACCCAGAGAAGUCAGGGAGAUUCUGAGCACCAGCAGAUGCUUUACUGUUGGCCUUGAAGAAGCAAACUGCCAUGUUGUGGAGAGCUAUGUGGCAGGAAAGGCAGGUGGCUCUAGCAACCAAGAGUAGCCCCUGGCUGACGGCCAACAAGAAGGCCAGCCUUCAGGCCUGUACUCUUGAACACAGAAUACAGAAUUGUGAAUUCUGCCAACAAAUACAUAAGCUUGGAAGAAGACCUCGAACUACAAAAGGGAGCAUGGCCAUGCUGACACCUUGAUUUCAGCCUUGUGAGAAUCUAAGCAGAGUCCGGUUGAGCCCAUGCCAAGACUGUGAAAUAAUAGGUUUCAUUUUAAAUCACUACAUUUGUGAUAUUUGUUGUUGCAGGAAUAGAAAAUAUAUUCAACCACCAAAUACAGUCCUAUGGAAACCAAGACUUGAUGUAGUUUAUCAGGAAAAAGCAAAACAAUCAUACUCCAAAGAUUAAUUCAAGUGCAUGAAAGGAAACAAUUAACCAGGAGUUAAUACAGAGAAUUCAUCAUUCUCCCACUUUUAUAUAAAUUAAUGGAAUAAUUGAGGCAAAGGUAGUUUAUUUUACUUUAUAUUUUCACUUAAGAUCACAUAUUUAUCUUUUCCUCCACUUAAAUUAAUACAACAUAAAAUUGUUCUACUGCUUAUAUCUCCUCAAUUUUGUGCCCACUUAUAACCUGUAUUAUAAUUGAUAUUUUCUCAUUUUCAACUGGUAAAACAGGGCAUUUAGAAAAAAAGAAGUUACAUGUGUUUCCCCAUCCAACUUCAUGUUUUCCCUCCUAAGUUUAAUAACAUUUGGGUUUCUUGUUAUAUAACUUUAAAAUGGUUACAUGCUUGCUCACAAUAAACAAAGGCCAGAUAAUUAACAUUACUUUUAGUGACUCAGAAAUGGCAAGCCACAAUCCUCCAUGUUGACAAUUUGUGGUAUCAGUAUAAUAACCAACUAAAGUCGAUGCUUCAAAUCUGUUUGUUCCACUGCUGAGUCUGAUUACUGGUAGCAGGUUGCCCUUUCCUAGCCCCUUUCUUAUAUAAAAUGGGUUCUAUCUCCCAUUCUAGAGAUAAAAUAAUUAUAACCUGGAUCCAAAAACUGAAAGGAUUGAAAGAACCAUUCAAGUUACAUAUGUAAUCCCUCGUGGGACAAGUUGGGGACAGAGGAAGGGUGGCAGGAGUGGUGAUGCAGGGAUAACUCACCUCUGCUCUGAUCCUCUGUGUGACACUGGUGGCUUCAUUAAUCCCUGGAUUAUGAGAUUUUUGCCUUAAGUUGACCACCUGAGCCAAGUGAUGAGACAUUGUUCUUUCCUGCUACUCAGGGAGUGGAUAAUCCUCCCUGGACAUAGAAAGGGAUGAUAAAGUACUUUUUAAAUUAUUUUUCCUCUCUAAAAUUAGAAGUUUGAGUCAUAUCUCAGUGUGAAAGCAAUGGAAGAAAUGAUUUGGGAAUCUAUUCUCUUGAAUCUCAUAAAUUACAUCAAUUCCCUCAACUUUGUGGAAGCGCACUUUAUCAGUAUAUCAUCUGUGUUAUCUUGAGUAGCUUUGGGUUUCAAUUCUGUUCUACUUGCUUUUUAAUUAUACAUUGCUGUUUGUCAUUUUGAAUUUAGUUUGUGUUUCAUCAGUUAUGCCUACAGUAUGUAGUGAUACAAAUACAUCAACCCUAUUUAGGGUCCUUUAUUUCCCACCAACCACAUGUUAAAACAAGGGAUCAGGGAUUAAAAAUUAUAUUGUCUAUAACCCAAAUGUUAAAGCAGACAUAAAGAUAAUCUCCUCUAAAUUUAAUUGUUCAGCAACAUUUGUUAUUAAGAGUCACCUCUCCCACUCCCAUCUGAAAAAUGGGAAUGAGUCAAAUAUGGGUGUUAGGAUCUUUUGUCCCCUCCAGGGAAAUUGAUCCAAAAAGCCUGAGAACCACUGUUAUAAGAAGCAUCCUAUCUUUUGUGACUUCUUUUUCUUUCACCACUGCUUUAUAGAUUUAUUUCAAUUUUAUUUUGGAAGUGUGUGUGUGUGUCUUGGGGAAAAAUAUGAAGAUUUUUCCCAAUUCCUGUUGUUUUGCCAAUGAUUUUCUCUGACAAAUCAAUAUAUUUCCUCCUAUUUUCUUCCAUAUUGGA